Molecule: messenger RNA, 2581 nt
Organism: Procambarus clarkii (red swamp crayfish)
Lineage: Eukaryota; Metazoa; Arthropoda; Malacostraca; Decapoda; Cambaridae
Source: RefSeq, a predicted model, not a curated record
CUAAGCUUGGUUAGUCACACAGCUGCAGGGGACGAGGGAGGACGUGCUCGACCUCUCUAUACUCAUCACUCUAAGAAAUAUCACUCCAGAGAAUUCCAGAGAAAUGAAUAAGUUGUGUGUGUGUGUUGCGGUGCUGAUGGUCGGGGCGGCCCUGGCGGGUGACAUGAUGAGGAAGUCGAUCGUGUUCGACAAGGCGACGCCCGAGGUGUUCUACUGCCCUAUCGACAAGCCCACCUCCUUCGAGAAGAUGUACGUCCGCUCCAGGCCUCUCAAUAAGCUGUGCGAGUUCGACGGGAAACGGCUGCCUGAGGACUACAAGAGCGACUGUUACAACGAUGUUGACGAGAGCGAGUAUGCCUGCAAGGAGAAGAAACGUAUCAUGAUGCGAAAGGUGAGUGAAGAGGAGACUGAGGAACAGGAGCUGGCCCUGGCUGAAGCUACGCAACAGGCUAACAACAACAACAGUGUUUAAAAGACACACUAACUCCCGGGCCGCCCCCUCUCACACCAACCUAUCCUGCCACCGGACAAAAGGUUAACUCACUCUCUCUCUUAGUGUACAAGGAAAAACGGUAUCCAUGCACGCAAAAACACAUGCCACGUACAGGAAAUACAAGCCACAUUCGGUAAACACGAACCACGUUCGGAGAACACAAGUUAACGAGCAGGGGAAUACAAGUUACAUAUGGAAAAAAAAAAUCACGUACAGAAAUAUUAGUGUCUACCGAAACGCAGACACGAGGAUAAGGACGCGUCGUCGAUUCGUAUCAUCGCUAAAAGCAUAUAUAUCUUAACGCCUAAAUUUGCAAGUAUAAAAAGAAAUACAAUUUUGUUCAGAUUUCAUGAUUGAGGCUCAGAUAUCAAUAAUAAAAGUAGCAUUUUGAAUUGUAAAAACUAAAAUGAUGAGAUAAAUUUUUGACACCGUCCUUCUUCCUUAUAACAAUCUUAGAUACACUGAUGUAACACAGUGAAUCUAAGACGUUUGCGAACCAAACUAUACAACUUAUUUCUUGCAUGUUGUGGCUAUCAAUAAUACUGUCCAACAUAGUGUUCUUAAAUGCAAAAAGUUAGCCCAGUUAUCUGCAUUGCAAAGUCAUAAUUAAAUGGUGUUAGAAACUGUUAUAUAUAUGUAAACAACACUGUACAUGUGGUUUAAAGUCCCGGGUAUUAUAUCAGAACAAAACAAUAACAGAGAGAAAUAACAGGUUAUACAUCUGAUACCUACAUAACCAAUUGUUUAAUCACCCUAGAAACACGCAGAGUAACCCAAGUAACGAGGAUAUAGCUUGAUGCCAAACCAUCGCACAUUUGGUGCAUGCUUAGUUAAACACCCAUGAUACCUACUAGUCAGGCCUGCUGAUCUACUAGCCUGGCCUGCUGAUAUACUAGCCAGGUCUGCUGACCACCUCUCUCCUCCCGUCAGAUGCGACUCAAUCCUCCUGGCAGCGAGAAUGCUAAGAAGUAGACUCAAGUUGAGGAAGACAGGUCUGAAGAUUGCCAAUGUCAUGUUUGCUCGACUCAUUAAAUAAGAACAGAAUAUUUAUAAAUUAUUUAUAAUUUCUAAGCAUCCAUCAUAUAGUAUAUUCCAAAUGCAUUGCAAAUAUUUUGCUAUAACUAACCUGUAAUCUCUCCCCCCUUCUGUUUGGUAAUAAAGUGUUUGUAUGUCAUGAUGUGAAAUGUGGGUAAAUAUAGGGGAGCCACAAUCAAGUGUAGUCAAUCAAUCAAUCAAUCACAAUAAACCACUUUGUAGCCAAAGUUAUUUUUAAAGAUUAAUAUGAAGUUUCACAUCAUUAGUUUAUAGUAGUUAACUGUGAGCAGUGUGUUGUGUGGAUUUCAAUAAAAAGCCUAAAAAUAUAAAAAAACUGUGUACAAUUCGAGAUAUUAAUUACAGCUAUAUUGUGCUGUUCAUAUGACUUAUGAUUAACCAUUUGGCCAGAUGAUUUAGCGAGCUAUGCAAUGAUCAUAUUAAAGUUUUUCAAACAAAUAAUAAGAUAUAUAUCAUGUUUAUGCAGCGAAUAAAUAUGACUUGGCUCCAUGUAAGCGAAUUGCAUACACUCCGGCUAGGGUCCAUGCAAGCGGUUUGUUAUAUACUCAAGGGACUCUUUAUAAAUGUAAACACACCGAAUUGUAUUGCUUCACAGUAUCUUCAUUACGCACCGACGUUUAAUGACAUAGAAAUAAGUUGCUUACUAAUGCAUUUUAAGUAUUUUGGGUUAAUUAUGAUAUUUGGUGUGAGGCUACUUCAUCAACUGGCCAAAUGGAGGGUGUUUGCGCGACUCCACCAGAGUCAAGAUUGAUCAAGCACUUCUGGCGUCCAUUAACGAAACCUGUGCGUCUCUGAGAAAAGAUGUACAGGUUUCGUAACAUUGGACACUUAAAUGCUUGAUGGAUCUACACACAGUACUGGGCUUUUGGGACAACGUGACGUCACCCUGUGAUAAUCAUCUUCCUCCUGCUCCUAAUCUCCCUCUCAGUCAGAGAUUCUUAUGAUUCUAUUUUGUUUAAUAUUUUGUGUGGAGAUGUAUGUACUAGGGAAGGGGAUGUCCAGAAACUUAAAAAAAAAAUGAAAUACAAUAAAUUU